Punctularia strigosozonata HHB-11173 SS5 is the source of this 156-nucleotide messenger RNA. RefSeq lists its product as uncharacterized. NCBI's taxonomy places the organism in Eukaryota, Fungi, Basidiomycota, Agaricomycetes, Corticiales, Punctulariaceae. The record is from RefSeq and is a predicted model, not a curated record. Bases 1 to 156 code for a protein of 51 amino acids. The transcript is spliced from 2 exons.
AUGUCCCCUCAACCCAGUGGUAUACGGACCUCGGAGGAGUCUGAGGAAGCAUUCAAGUUUGCGUACGACCACUUUACGCCGCUCCUGAUUGUUGAUUCCUUUGUCUUUGGAGUCGCAUCGAUCUCAAUUAUACUUUGGGUCUACUGGACAGCGUAA